Messenger RNA from Cynocephalus volans (Philippine flying lemur), 1071 nucleotides. RefSeq names its product GATA zinc finger domain-containing protein 1. NCBI's taxonomy places the organism in Eukaryota, Metazoa, Chordata, Mammalia, Dermoptera, Cynocephalidae. Gene Ontology annotation, cellular component: nucleus. The coding region runs from base 230 to 1042 and encodes 270 amino acids. Gene Ontology annotation, biological process: regulation of DNA-templated transcription; chromatin organization. Gene Ontology annotation, molecular function: sequence-specific DNA binding; zinc ion binding. The transcript has 5 exons. The record is from RefSeq and is a predicted model, not a curated record.
CCUGCGCCGCCGUCCGCCUGGGGUUGGCGCUGCGUGCGGAACCGCCGGAACCCGCUUCCCGUCUCCAGGGGCAGCGGCCGCGGCCUGCUCCCUGCGCGGACAGCUCGGCGUCCUCGCCCUCGCCGCUCUUCCUGUCUCUGGGAGUGACGGGCCGACCAGAGGGCGGCCGGCGCAGGCGGCCGCCAUUCCCGUAUCGCUGCGCCCGCGGGGGCCGCCCUGGCCGGCCACCAUGCCGCUGGGCCUGAAGCCCACCUGCAGCGUCUGCAAGACCACUUCGUCCUCCAUGUGGAAGAAGGGCCCGCAGGGGGAGAUCCUCUGCCACCACUGCACCGGCCGGGGCGGCGCGGGCGGCGGGAGCGCCGGCUCGGGGGCGGCCGGCGGGACGGGGGGCAGCAGCGGCGGUGGCGGCUUCGGCGCGGCGACCUUCGCCAGCACCUCGGCCGCCCCUCCGCAGAGCAACGGGGGUGGGGGCGGCAAGCAGAGUAAGCAGGAAAUUCACAGGAGGUCUGCUCGGCUCAGAAACACUAAAUACAAAUCUGCUCCAGCUGCUGAAAAGAAAGUUUCCACUAAAGGAAAAGGGAGAAGACAUAUUUUUAAAUUAAAAAAUCCCAUCAAAGCUCCUGAGUCAGUUUCCACCAUAGUCACUGCAGAAUCAAUCUUCUAUAAGGGAGUAUAUUUCCAAAUUGGCGAUGUUGUCUCUGUGAUUGAUGAGCAAGAUGGAAAGCCCUACUAUGCUCAGAUCAGGGGUUUUAUUCAGGACCAGUACUGUGAGAAGAGUGCAGCACUGACAUGGCUCAUUCCCACUCUCUCUAGCCCCAGAGACCAAUUUGAUCCUGCGUCCUAUAUCAUAGGGCCAGAGGAAGACCUUCCAAGGAAGAUGGAAUACUUGGAAUUUGUCUGUCACGCACCUUCUGAGUAUUUCAAGUCGCGGUCAUCACCAUUUCCCACAGUUCCCACCAGACCAGAGAAGGGCUACAUAUGGACUCAUGUUGGACCUACUCCUGCAAUAACUAUUAAGGAAACGGUUGCCAACCAUUUGUAGUUGAAAAAUUAAAACUGGAUUUCCAGUUA